Colletotrichum siamense is the source of this 678-nucleotide messenger RNA. RefSeq lists its product as uncharacterized. The transcript is spliced from 2 exons. NCBI's taxonomy places the organism in Eukaryota, Fungi, Ascomycota, Sordariomycetes, Glomerellales, Glomerellaceae. The record is from RefSeq and is a predicted model, not a curated record. The coding region runs from base 1 to 678 and encodes 225 amino acids.
AUGCCGCCCAAGAAAGCUGCUGCCGCAACGCCGCUGGCCGAGGCCGACGCGAAUCGCGUAACGGCGCCCAACAGUGUUGCUGAUGCCGCAAAGCCAGCUCCCAAGUCCCGCAAGCGCAAGUCCGACGCAGUCGAGGCCUCCGAUGAUGCGCCUGCCCCUAAGAAGGCCACCACCACCAAGAAGAAGGACGACGAUCCCCUCCCCGACCUCUCCGGCAUCGCCCUCCCCGGCGACGACGACAUCUCCGUCCCCAUCUACGACAGCUGCCAGACGGUGCGCACCAAGAUCAACGCGCACCUGCGCAAGCCGGGCGUCACCAAGGCGGCUUUCCUGCGCGCCUGCGUCAAGGCCGCCUACGGCGCCGACUCGGAGCACAAGAUCGCGGGCAACCUGCUGACCAACUUCCUGGCCAAGAAGGGCCCCACGGCCGGCAACACGAGCAGCGUCUUCUACGCGGCGUACGUGUUCUUCGAGAAGCUGCGCAUCCGUGACGGCAAGCCGAAGAACGAGACCCGUGAGGAGAUGGAGGCGCGCUGGGGCCCGGAGGGGUUUGAUAGGGAGCACGAUUCUAGUCGCGGGUACUUCUGCGCGGCGGGCACGGCGCCGGUGGUGGAUAAGUAUGGGAGGGUGAGCAUUGUGCCGACUGGCGACGGGCGCGGGCGGGCGAGGGGUGGGUGA